Schizosaccharomyces japonicus yFS275 is the source of this 2166-nucleotide messenger RNA. RefSeq names its product iron ion transporter. Gene Ontology annotation, cellular component: membrane; mitochondrial inner membrane. The record is from RefSeq and is a predicted model, not a curated record. Bases 1003 to 1905 code for a protein of 300 amino acids. Lineage: Eukaryota; Fungi; Ascomycota; Schizosaccharomycetes; Schizosaccharomycetales; Schizosaccharomycetaceae. Gene Ontology annotation, biological process: transmembrane transport. The transcript has a single exon.
UCGUGAUUACAGUACAGAAUUGAGUGGCAGUUUGUUAGCUUAAAGGAAAUAAUCGGAUGCAAUCUUACCGAGAAAUGAUUGCCAGUUUUGCAUGUUGGGGUUUUGCGACUUCUUAUUCGUAUAUAAUGGGCAAUGGGCUGCAGUAGCUAGCGAACCAAAUAUUAACGCCAACACAUCCUCCCGCCGCCUUCUAUCGCUGCUUUUCGCUUGCAAAACGGUCACACAGUUCGUCCAUUCUUCUUUAAAGUGCACUUGAAAGACUCUGAUUACCACCGUGUGCUUUUUUGUUUCUUUUUGUGUGGACACAAAUCUACUCUUUGUUCCUCUAUCUAAUAACCACGCACAACAAGUGCUGUCUUAGAUCUCGGAUCGUCAGUGUUUGUAUUUCUUUGAAAUUCGUAUUUGUCUUCGUUUACAACUGUGUUUUCUUUCCCUUUCUCUCUUUUAUUCUGUUGUCGUUUUCUUUUUAUUUUUUUUCUUCUUUCUUUCUUUCUUAUUUUCUUCUCAUUUAGUUUCUGAUUCUCUUUCAUUGAAACGAAGAAAUUACGUCCUAUAGAAGGCAAUUAGCAGUAUUUUGGACUAUUUCGUGGUUUGUUUUUUGCGGUCACUAGAAAGAAAAAAUUGGUUACAGUCGCUUAGGAAAGGAAGUUCGCUCUUGAGGUUUACUUAGUACCAUACAGUCACCAGGAGUCCUUUGUUUUUCUGUUUUUAUACGUCCAUCUCUUGGUUUAGUUACUCAAAUUACCAAGGUCUCGGCAUCGUACAGUCCCCUCUAAUCCUUUUAGAUGCAAGAUAUCUAUUAUUGCUCUAUUCGUUCAUACACAUUUACUUUCUCUCCUUUUCGGAUUCGUUCGUCUCUUUUCAGCACGGUGUGCAGAAGUUUUUGUUCCUAAGCAGUAUUCAAGCGAUUUCGUUUGUCAUUGGAACACCUUUUUACAACACCCGUUUUCAUUAUAAUAACUUUCCUAGUCUCCGUUUUCAUUUUCAGUUCUUCACAUUACCAUGGAAGAUUUGGAUUACGACUACGAAGGAAUGCCUGUAAGUUCUCCUACUUACGCGCAUCUGUUGGCCGGUGCAUUCGCCGGAAUUUGUGAACACACCGUUAUGUACCCGGUGGACGCAAUCAAAACACGGAUGCAGCUGCUGAACUCCACUGGCCGUGGUGUUAGCGGCAGCGUGUUUGGUUCUGUUGCCAAAAUUUCCUCGGCUGAAGGUUUUACUUCUUUAUGGAGGGGCGUCACAAGCGUUGUUAUGGGUGCAGGACCUGCACAUGCUAUCUAUUUCUCGGUAUUCGAGUUUGUAAAGUCGCACGUAAAUGGCUCUAGUGAUCGACCAUUAGCAACGGCAUUCGCUGGCGGCAGUGCUAUUACAAUUAGUGAUGCUUUUCUUACACCUUUCGACAUGAUUAAGCAACGCAUGCAGUUGCCAAAUCACCGGUAUCGCUCUGUGUUCCAUUGCGCAAGUUCUGUGUACAAAAACGAAGGCAUUGGCGCGUUCUUCAUCUCAUAUCCGACCUCUAUCGCCAUGUCUAUACCUUUCACUGCCGCCCAAGUUGCAGCAUACGAUUACUGCAUGGGCAUCGUUAAUCCAACGGGCGUGUAUGCUCCAUGGUCACACAUUGUAUCGGGUGGUGUCUCGGGUGCGUUAGCAGCUGCGAUUACUACGCCCCUGGACGUUGUGAAAACAUUGCUUCAAACUCGCGGUUCGUCUUCCGUUGCUGAGGUUCGGUCAUGUCGCGGCUUAAAAGAGGCAAUUGCAAUCAUUCACAGGUUGGGCGGCUUCCGUGCCUUUUUCAAGGGCAUACGUCCGCGAGUCAUCGUUUCCAUGCCUGCAACAGCUGUCUCUUGGGCGUCAUAUGAGUUUGGUAAAGAAGUCUACAAACGGUUAUCGCCAAGGGAUUACUGAGUUAAGUAUUUUUUUUUUUUAUUUCAUUCUUUCAUUCGUUUUGUAAACACAUUCCAGUGUUUAAAAAAAAAAAAGGAUACGCAUUGUUUAUUCAUAAGAACAAAAAAAAAGCAGUUUGGAUGUUCUGCUGCAAUGUUGUUGAUGAUGUUAAUUUGGGUUCUUUAGGUUUUGCUACUAAGCUGUUUUAGAUUUGUUCCACUUCAAUAAUUUUAUAUAUUCUCUCAUACAAACAUACAGUAGAGCUAUUGACUGGGUAGUGUA